Zophobas morio is the source of this 1519-nucleotide messenger RNA. RefSeq names its product BRCA1-associated RING domain protein 1-like. Gene Ontology annotation, cellular component: BRCA1-A complex; BRCA1-BARD1 complex. Gene Ontology annotation, biological process: protein K6-linked ubiquitination. NCBI's taxonomy places the organism in Eukaryota, Metazoa, Arthropoda, Insecta, Coleoptera, Tenebrionidae. The record is from RefSeq and is a predicted model, not a curated record. The transcript has 14 exons. Gene Ontology annotation, molecular function: protein binding; ubiquitin-protein transferase activity. Bases 389 to 1519 code for a protein of 376 amino acids.
UUGGACUUUUUCUGAGCAUACUAGUGUGACAAAAGUAAAAGCUCAAGAGAAUGUUGUUGACGGAGCUGAAGAAUUAUUUAACUCCAAUUUAUUUGGAUCUGAAGAUAAUAAACAUAAAAUAAGCGAUAUCAAAGAGAGAAGUCCCAAUAAACGUGUAGUGCAUUCUAUACUUGACAUUGGUAACGCAGAAGGAGUUGUUAAAGAACAAAUAAUUCUCAGUUAUCCAACUGAAACGAAGAAAGAACAAUCGGUGCCCGUUGACAAAAGAAAAGAUGAAUUCUGCAACACGGAAAGAAAUAAGGGGAAAAGAGGCUCUGCUCCUACGCUUGUCACUCCCAAGUCUUUAAAGCGCAACGCUAAGGGAGAAACACUGCUCCAUCGCGCAGCUAUGAAGGGAAAUACAAAAACAGUAAAAGCGCUUUUGCUCCUCCCCGAGUGCGACAUUAAUGCAAAGGAUAACGCUGGCUGGACACCACUGCACGAAGCUUGCAACCACAAUCACUACGAAGUGGCUGAGCUUUUACUACAAGCAGGAGCAAAGGUGAACCAAGCAGCCUACUGUAAUACGACGCCCCUGCACGACGCCUUGAGCAACGGGAACCACGACGUGGCCUUUUUACUCCUUCAAAACAAGGCGAACCCGUACAAAAGAGACAAGAACGGCCUGCUGCCGGUGGACUACGUCUCUAACGAAACUGUGAAAGGAAAAAUUAUCAACUUCAUGAGCGCUCAUCCCCCAGAAAGUUUCGACCUCGAAAGUCUGCCUUGUUUGAUAGAGCCGGCGACCUCCCUCUGCCCUCGCUCGGUCUCACCAAUCUCCUCUCCUCUUGCUUCUGAAAAUAGUCAGUACAACGUUGCUUUUACUGGGGGCGAUGCAGUAGAGCGGAGCGUAUGGGAGGCCGCUGCGAAGAACUUGAAUAUGACCGUUCAAAGUCACGUGGCCGGAACUACCACGCACCUGCUUACCCCUGUUAACCACGAGGGCUGUGCUAAACGCACCAUAAAAUUUCUGACGGGCGUUUUGUUGGGGAUGUGGAUCGUCGACACAAAUUGGUUAUUCGACUCAGCUAAGGAGAAACGCAUCAAGGACGAAUCAGGAUUCGAAGUGAGGGGAGACGGUACUGCUCUGGGCGGACCACGGAAGGGUAGAGCGAAUAAGAUCAACGAUUAUCCACCACUAUUUGACGGCUGCCAUUUCUUCUUUCGCGGGCAGUUUUCUCAGCCCACCAAAAGCGAGCUUACUUCCUUGGCCACAACUGGAGGCGGGAUGGUGUUGAGCAGGGAACCAAAAACAGUUGAAACUCAGGACAACGCAACUCCCUUUCAUUAUCGCCUUCGUAUGCGGGACACCCACGAUAGUAUUAACAACAAUUAUACUCAUUUUAUUGUUGUUGAAAACGACACGAAUGCGAGCACCCCUUGUGGAUCUGGCACGUGUAUUGUGCCGGUCAGCUGGUUUCUGAAGUGCAUUUCCAGUUUUACUUUGUUGGACCCUGUAAGCCCCCUCAUGACUAAAUAA